Molecule: messenger RNA, 2601 nt
Organism: Rangifer tarandus platyrhynchus (Svalbard reindeer)
Lineage: Eukaryota; Metazoa; Chordata; Mammalia; Artiodactyla; Cervidae
Source: the annotation of a GenBank genome assembly
AUGGAGUCUGAGCAGCUGUUUCAUAGAGGCUACUGUAGAAACAGCUACAACAGUAUAACCAGUGUGAGUAGUGAUGAGGAGCUUUUAGACGGGGCAGGUGUUAUUAUGGACUUCCAGACUUCUGAAGAUGACAAUUUGUUAGAUGGUGACACAGCAGUGGGGACUCACUACACAAUGACCAACGGGGGCAGCAUCAGCAGCUCCACGCACUUGCUGGACCUUCUGGACGAGCCCAUCCCCGGGGUUGGCACCUAUGAUGACUUCCACACCAUCGACUGGGUGCGAGAGAAGUGUAAAGACAGAGAAAGGCACCGACGGAUCAACAGCAAAAAGAAAGAAUCAGCAUGGGAAAUGACGAAAAGCUUGUAUGAUGCGUGGUCAGGGUGGCUCGUGGUGACACUGACAGGAUUGGCAUCAGGGGCACUGGCUGGGUUAAUAGACAUUGCGGCCGACUGGAUGACGGACCUGAAGGAGGGUAUCUGCCUGAGUGCGCUCUGGUACAACCACGAGCAGUGCUGCUGGGGGUCCAACGAAACCACGUUCGAAGAGAGGGACAAGUGUCCGCAGUGGAAAACGUGGGCAGAGUUGAUCAUAGGCCAGGCCGAGGGUCCUGGCUCCUACAUCAUGAACUACAUGAUGUACAUCUUCUGGGCCUUGAGUUUCGCCUUCCUGGCUGUCUCCCUGGUGAAGGUGUUUGCGCCAUACGCCUGUGGCUCUGGGAUCCCAGAGAUUAAAACUAUUUUGAGUGGAUUCAUCAUCCGAGGCUACUUGGGAAAAUGGACUUUAAUGAUUAAAACCAUCACAUUGGUACUGGCUGUGGCAUCAGGCUUGAGUUUAGGAAAAGAAGGGCCCUUGGUCCAUGUUGCCUGUUGCUGUGGAAACAUCUUUUCCUACCUCUUUCCGAAGUACAGCACAAAUGAAGCGAAAAAAAGAGAGGUGCUGUCGGCUGCCUCCGCUGCAGGCGUCUCUGUGGCUUUUGGUGCGCCGAUCGGAGGAGUGCUGUUCAGUCUGGAAGAGGUCAGCUACUACUUUCCGCUAAAGACUCUGUGGAGGUCCUUCUUUGCUGCCUUGGUGGCUGCCUUCGUUCUGAGAUCCAUCAAUCCAUUCGGUAACAGCCGCCUGGUCCUCUUCUACGUGGAGUAUCACACUCCAUGGUACCUGUUUGAACUGUUUCCCUUUAUCCUCCUGGGGGUGUUCGGCGGGCUCUGGGGAGCCUUCUUUAUCAGGGCAAACAUUGCCUGGUGUCGCCGCCGCAAGUCCACCAAGUUCGGGAAGUACCCGGUCCUCGAGGUCAUCGUGGUGGCAGCCAUCACCGCGGUGGUUGCCUUCCCCAACCCGUACACACGGCUCAACACCAGCGAGCUGAUCAAAGAGCUGUUCACGGACUGUGGGCCGCUGGAGUCGUCCUCCCUGUGUGACUACAGGAACGACAUGAAUGCCAGCAAGAUCGUUGACGACAUCCCUGACCGCCCUGCGGGCCUGGGGGUGUAUUCCGCCAUAUGGCAACUGUGCCUGGCUCUCAUAUUUAAGAUCAUAAUGACUGUGUUCACUUUUGGUAUCAAGGUCCCGUCCGGCCUGUUCAUCCCCAGCAUGGCCAUUGGCGCCAUCGCCGGCCGCAUCGUGGGCAUCGCGGUGGAGCAGCUGGCCUACUAUCACCACGACUGGUUCAUCUUUAAGGAGUGGUGUGAGGUCGGCGCUGACUGCAUCACCCCCGGCCUGUAUGCCAUGGUCGGCGCGGCCGCCUGCCUAGGUGGUGUGACGAGGAUGACCGUGUCCUUGGUGGUUAUCGUCUUUGAGCUCACGGGAGGCCUGGAGUACAUCGUGCCCCUCAUGGCUGCUGUGAUGACCAGCAAAUGGGUGGGCGAUGCCUUCGGGAGGGAAGGCAUCUAUGAAGCCCACAUCCGGCUGAACGGGUACCCCUUCCUGGAUGCCAAAGAAGAGUUCACCCACACCACCCUGGCUGCCGAUGUCAUGAGGCCUCGGAGGAGUGACCCCCCGCUGGCCGUGCUGACCCAGGACAACAUGACGGUGGAUGACAUAGAGAACAUGAUCAACGAGACCAGCUACAAUGGUUUUCCCGUCAUCAUGUCCAGGGAGUCGCAGAGACUCGUGGGCUUUGCCCUCAGAAGAGACCUGACCAUUGCCAUAGAAAGCGCCCGGAAGAAGCAGGAGGGGAUCGUGGGCAGCUCGCGUGUCUGCUUCGCGCAGCACACCCCGUCCCUGCCGGCCGAGAGCCCCCGGCCACUGAAGCUCCGCAGCAUCCUGGAUAUGAGCCCGUUCACGGUGACGGACCACACGCCCAUGGAGAUCGUGGUGGACAUCUUCCGGAAGCUGGGCCUGCGGCAGUGCCUCGUCACACACAACGGGAGCCUCUUGGGGAUCAUCACCAAGAAGAACAUGGUAGCACACCUGGAGGAGCUGACGCGGCGCGCCGAGCCCCUGACGCCUCCUUGGUAUCAUCACAAAAAAAGACAUCCUCCGUCAUAUGGCCCAGACGGCAAACCAAGACCCCGCCUCCAUCAUGUUCAACUGAGCCCCGCGGCGGAGGAGGGGGAGGACGCCGGGGAGGAGGCCUGCCUGCUCAGCAGCAGCUCACUCUGA